UUGGUAGUACCACAUUUGCCAAGAAUUUGUUAUGCAGCAUCUAAAAAUAAGGCAUUUUUGAUACAGGAGCCACAACUGUGAAAUUAUCUUUUUGUUCAGUUUGGGGUCAUGUACUUUGUAAGCCUUUCAUCUCAUCGGACAAAAUAUUUGCUUAAUUAAGUGUUUUAAUUAAAUAAGUAGUUUGAAUUUGUGCAGCUGUACCUUACACUGAUUCUGAAUUAAGGAGGUAUUUUACAGUUGUAAUUUUUUUUUUGUAUCCCCAAUUUGAAUUAUUAUGACUGUAAUGAAAUAAGGGAAAACAACAUUUUGGAAUAAUAGAAGAACUAAAAAACAGUAGUGGGAUUUCAAAGCUAAAGCAAGUCCAGAAGAAAUAAAUUCUUUGAAUUGGUGUGUUCUAUUCUAUUUUGUUCUGUUCUGUUCCAUUCCGUUCCGCUCUGUUCCAUUCCGUUCCUUCCCGUCCUGUCCCAUCCCAUCAAAUUUGAACAUGCGCACAGUUAUGCCCACAUGACUGUUUCAGGCAAGGCUUCUUUCUAGAGACUGCUAAAUUUAUGACAGGAAGAGGAAGUUCUAGUCAAAGCUACAUAAAGUGCACUAUGACUAAUGACAUGCAGCAGUCAGAAGUCAAAGAAGUUCAGAAACUUGUUUGGGAAACAAGCCUUCUAUUAAUUAGGCAGAAGGAAAUCUUUUCUGUGGUACCAUGUUUUCUUGCCUGCUUCUGAAACAGAUCCUGCUGAUGCUAUUAACAGGUUCCUUCACAUCAUAUGCUGAAACUGUCAUACAAGGAAAAGUGGGUGAAAACAUCACUUUACCCUGUCAUUAUUCAGUUAAGGAUAAUGGACUCACAGAUAUAUGCUGGGGACGAAGUUGCCCUGCAGCGGGUAGUUGUCCCAAUAAAAUGAUUAGCAUUAAUAAAUAUCUGGAGAUAGAUGGGCAACUCCAAAAAUACCAUCUAAUGGGAAGUGUCAGUCAAGGAGAUGUAUCUCUGACCAUUGCUAACAUUACAGAAGACGAUGUAGGGACAUAUUGUUGUCGAGUGGAGUAUCAAGGCUGGUUCAAUGAUGGGAAAAUAUUUUUCAAAUUACUGAUCAAGGAAGCAUUGCUUUAUACAACGCCUAUAUAUUUUAGUACGUCUAAUUUUGUUCCUGAACCAAAAUUGCUAUUCAUUACUGAAUCUCCACUCAAUAAUAUUUCAUUAUAUAGGUCUAUAAUGGUAAAGGAGCAAACAAAGAAUUCACCUUAUCGGAUAGGCCUAUACCUUGGAAUUGGGAUAUGUGUAAUUCUAUUCGCCAUUAUAAUCUUGCUACUUAUAAAGUGGUACCUACACAAGAAGCAGAAGACAAUUAAUUCUACAAGUCAGGUGGCAUUUACAAAUUCAGCAGCUCAAGGGAUUCAGCAUGUUGUCAGCGCUGAUGUCCAUGCGCCGGAAAAUAUUUAUCACUGCUUUUGAAGAAUCAUUUUAGCAGACUCAUGUCAAAGAAGGCACUCUAUUUGGAACAGCAUAUUUGGCAAACAGGUCUUGUCAUAGACGUGUAUAGAUUCAAGCUUUUGUUUAUAUUCAUGAAAUCAAAUUAAUGUAUGUAAUAUGAGACAAGAGAAUCUAUUUUACAAUCUUAUAGUAGAAAUAUAAUAUUUCACUCUGUCAAAGACCUUGGAGUUCUCAUAUCAAGUGAUCUAAGUGCCAAAGCCCACUGCAGCUACAUCGCCAAAAAGGCAUUAAGAGUUGUAAACCUAAUCUUGCGUAGCUUCUUCUCCGGAAAUAUUACACUACUAACCAGAGCAUACAAAACAUUUGCUAGACCAACUCUCGAUUACAACUCAUCUGUCUGGAACCCACACUGCAUAUCGGACAUUAAUGCAAUUGAGUGUGUCCAGAAAUAUUUCACAAGAAAAGUCCUCCACUCCUCUGAUCGCAACAAAAUACCUUAUGCCACCAGACUUGAAAUUCCGGGUUUAGAAAAUUUAGAACUAUGCUGCCUUCGGCAUGACCUGACCAUAACUCAUAAAAUCAUCUGCUGCAAUGUCCUUCCUGUCGAAGACUACUUCAGCUUCAACCACAACAAUACACAAGCACACAAUAGAUUCAAACUUAAAGUGAACCGCUCCAAUAUUGAUUGUAGAAAAUAUGACUUCAGUUGUUGUUAAUGCCCGGAAUGCACUACCUGACUCCAUGGUUUCAUCCCAAAAUCCCCAAAACUUUAACCUAAAGUUGUCUACUGUUGACCUCACCCCAUUCCUAAGAGGUCUGUAAGGGGCAUGCAUAAGAGCACCAGAGUGCCUACUAUCCUUGUCCUAAUGUUCCCUUUAGUUGUAUUCAUUUUGUGUGUUUAUUUCAUGCUCCAAUACCCAGUUCUCCCUUUUCCUGACACUAAGUCCAAUGGCCUGGGCUGCGUAUUUGUCAUCCAUCUGCCACAGGUAGAGACAAACUAUAUCAGUGCUUUGCUUAUUUGCUUUCUAUUACCAAGUGUGGUCAUAAGGUCACAAAUUGCCCUUAUACCACCACCAGAUGAUGCACUUGGAUUUAAAAUGUUUGCUAGGUUAUAUGUCUGCAUUUUAUUUUUCAUUCUAUUGUCUCUUCCCAGUUGAAAUAUGCUUUUCUUUCCAUUGCAUAUAGUCCAUAUUUUUUUUCUUGAUUUGUCAUUCUUUGAUACCUAACACAAACCUAAGCAAUAUUGAUGUUGAUGUAUUUCAGAUGAUGUUUCCUCUGAUGAUAAAAAUUAUGUCUAUUUUUUAAGUGGUCACUGAAUUAUCUUUGUUGAACAAUAAAGAUUUUUUAAACAACACAGAAAUUGGCAGAUAAUUACAAUUAACAAGGAUUUUGUUGCAUUGCU
Molecule: messenger RNA, 2828 nt
Organism: Ahaetulla prasina
Lineage: Eukaryota; Metazoa; Chordata; Lepidosauria; Squamata; Colubridae
Product: hepatitis A virus cellular receptor 2-like
Exons: 6
Coding region: 698-1447 (249 amino acids)
Source: RefSeq, a predicted model, not a curated record